Molecule: messenger RNA, 549 nt
Organism: Botrytis fragariae
Lineage: Eukaryota; Fungi; Ascomycota; Leotiomycetes; Helotiales; Sclerotiniaceae
Exons: 1
Coding region: 1-549 (182 amino acids)
Source: RefSeq, a predicted model, not a curated record
AUGGAAGACGCCGUAUACAACAAAAACGACGACACGAACAUCGCUCUCGUCGUCAACGCAACCCUCAUCGACAUCUACAACGGCGAAAAAAUUACCGUCCACGAAGGGCAACCAUGGGCUUACAAAUUCUCCAUCCCCCAAUGGCCAGAAGGUCAGAAUAUACUAAUCGGACGUGGAAAAGCUGAACUCGAAAUCGGGAUGGGAUACAUGUUACACGGACACCUCUCGAUCAACGAAGGCAAAAAUUGGACGCGUACUGCAUUUGAAGUCGACGACGCGGUAGAAUUAUGUAGCACUGCUAGGCAAGAAGAAAAGUGUCCACAAUUUCGUCUUUCUGGUUUUGUGCUUGAGGCUAAGAAUGGAUGGAUGACUUUGGGUUGGGAGAGAGUUGAUGAUGACGUGGGAAAUUUUGCGUGGGUUUACGUGAGGGUUCGGUGGGAGACGGCAAAUGAAGAUAUGCUGUUUAAGCAGUAUUAUGUGGAGGGUCAUAUGAAUGGGUAUGAUCGCAUGAACGAUUGGGUUGCGACUUUAGUCACUCUUGCUCCAUGA